AUGAAUGCUUUGCGUGGGGGCACAGUCACGUGGCGCCCCCAACCAUGGCAGGAUGGGGAUGGAAGAGAAGGGGAGCCGCUGUCAGACAGUGACUCAGAGGAGGAGGACUUCCCCGAUGACAGCACCACUCCGCUGGGAGACUACAUCACUCUCGGAAUAAAGCAGCUCCUGGAUGCUCAGCAGCUAUGUGAUGUGACUCUGCUUGUUGAGGGAAGGAAGUUCCUGUGUCACAGGGUGCUCCUAGCUGCGGUGAGCCCAUACUUUAGGGCUAUGUUUACCAGUCCUCUGGUGGAGUCUCGCCUCACUGAGAUCCGACUGGAAGAAGUGACACCAUCCGUCAUGGAGACCGUCAUCCAGUUUGUAUACACCGGAGAAGCGGGGCUGUCUCUAGAGACCGCUGAGGAUUUGUUCGUGGCGGCCAAUCGCCUUCAAGUCAUGCCUCUACAAGACUUAUGCUCCAGGUUUCUGUUCGAGCACUUGUCAGUGGACAACUGUUUGGGGAUGUAUUCUCUAGCUCGAUCUCACCAUGACCAGCUAUUGCUCCGUGCUUCCCUUCGGCUGGUGGCCCAUCACUUCCCUCGCGUGUCCCGCCAUAAAGACUUCCUCCUUCUUGAUCAAGGCACCUUAGGUAGCCUCUUGAGUUCGGACCGCUUAGGCGUAGACUCUGAGGCGGAGGUAUACGACGCUGCCAGGCGCUGGGCGGAACACCAUCCGUUGGAUCGCUAUGCCCAUAUGCCAGCGCUGCUUCACCACCUGCGUCCAGGCCUGCUGUCGCAGGAGGAGAGUAGAAGACUGAGCCAGGAGUUGGGCCCUGCAGCAGCUGGUGAAGGCCUUGGAGGGCCCCUACGACCAAGGGAGGGAAUGUUUGAGAAAAAAAUUGUGUGUAUAGCCCUGACACAAAAGGAAGAUGACCAGCUAGCUGCACAAGACUACACAAUGGACUGCUUUGACCCCCGGACAGGAAGGUGGGAGAAGCUGGCGCCGUUGGGCUCAUUGGUGAGUCCCGGUUGUACGGCUGUGGGCGAAAGGCUGUUUGUAGCAGGAGGGAUUCUGGGAACAGGCUCAGUGUCUUCAGCUGUGCACGAAUAUGAUGCCGUGCUGGACCGCUGGACAGAACGCCCGUCAAUGGCCGUACCUCGGUGUAUGCUGGGUCUGGUAGGCUGUGGUGGAUUGCUUUAUGCCUUAGGGGGAAGCAAUCGCUCGGCACUACUGGAUUCCAGCGAGACACUGAAGCUGGCUACACUUCGGUGGGCACCGGGUCCACGGCUGCCCUUACCUCUGCGUGCCUUUGCCUGCGCAACUCUGCGUGGACGACUCUACCUUUUAGGUGGAACCACAGUUGAACAGAACCGGGCUGUGGUCCACUCAGGGGUACUUAUUUAUCAUACCCUGACAGACUGCUGGACUCGAGUGGCUCUGGACUCUGGUGCAACUUGUCUUGCUGGGGGUGUAGCAGUGCGAGGAGGAGUCUGUGCCAUAGGCGGAUACAUCAGGGAUACCACUAAGUUUCUAGAUGGAAACUACACCAAUCUGGAGACAUUAGACGCCACAGGCCGGGUACUAUUUUUCAGGGAAGGUAGGGCAUUUGGUGACGAGCGAGAGGUGACUGGAGGAGGGGUUACAAUCUCUGCGGACCAGCGCGCAGGGGCAGGCAGGGGCAGUGACAGAGCACUGAGCCCUGUGGUUUUCCCUGGCCUACCGCGGCGGAUCGCAGCUGGGGGAGUGGCCAGAUGGAAACGGAGAAUUUAUGUUUUGGGCGGAGAAAAUGGCUCUCGGUUCUAUGACAGUGUGUACUGUUGGAAGCCUGGCUGGCGUAGUUGGGUGCAGAGACGUGAGAAACUCCCGGGAGAUACGGGUGGGGUCAGUCAGUUUGGGUGCACCACUCUAAAGUUUCCCAAGAAACACAUCCUGUUCAGACUGAGACGCGCCAAAGAGAACUGCGUUCUGCAUGAGUAG
This is a messenger RNA of Nerophis lumbriciformis (worm pipefish), 1956 nucleotides long. NCBI's taxonomy places the organism in Eukaryota, Metazoa, Chordata, Actinopteri, Syngnathiformes, Syngnathidae. The record is from RefSeq and is a predicted model, not a curated record.